Molecule: messenger RNA, 1182 nt
Organism: Osmerus eperlanus (European smelt)
Lineage: Eukaryota; Metazoa; Chordata; Actinopteri; Osmeriformes; Osmeridae
Product: N-acetyllactosaminide beta-1,3-N-acetylglucosaminyltransferase 3-like
Exons: 1
Coding region: 7-1149 (380 amino acids)
Cellular component (GO): Golgi membrane
Molecular function (GO): hexosyltransferase activity; UDP-glycosyltransferase activity
Source: RefSeq, a predicted model, not a curated record
GUCACAAUGAGGACAUCGCGUUACAUUGAAUUGGUGGCUUUGCUUUUGAUUGGAACACUCUGUCUGGUGCUUAUCUUUAGUAAAAAGGCCAACCCUGCAGAUGAGUCAUCACAUAACAUGGCGAUAAACACAAAGGAAUCAAUGUGUGACCAAAUAACUAAGAAACCAGAUGCCAUCACAUGGCCACCCUGUCAGCGUAAUGAAUCUGCAUCCAACGUGACAGGCUUUUCUUCACUUCCCGGCCACAUCCAAGACUUCCUGUAUUAUCGUCACUGCCGCCACUUCCCCAUGCUGCUUGACGUACCUGAUAAAUGUGGAGGUCCACAGAACUCUGCUGAUGUCUUCCUUCUGCUGGUUAUUAAGAGCUCGCCUUGGAACUAUGACCGCAGGGAGGUUCUACGUAAAACCUGGGCAGAGGAGAGAAUCCAGAAUGGUGUGUGGGUGCGUCGACUCUUCAUCUCAGGAACCACAAGCUCGGGAUUUGAGAAAUCAAAGCUGAACAACUUACUGGAGCUGGAAAACAAAGAACAUCAUGACAUCUUGCAAUGGGACUUCAGUGACACUUUCUUCAAUCUAACAGUGAAGCAGAUUCUGUUUCUCGAGUGGAUGGAGAGGAACUGCCCAAAUGCUCGCUUCCUGCUGAACGGUGAUGAUGACAUCUUCGCCAACACAGAUAACAUGGUGGAAUACACUCAAAGCUUCAAGGACAAUGAUGGAAGCAAGCAUCUGUUUGCAGGUCAUCUCAUCCAUUAUGUUGGACCCAUCAGAGACCGAGGCAGCAAGUACUAUGUGCCAGUUCAGGUACAAGAGUCAGAAACAUACCCCCCCUAUUGUUCAGGAGGGGGAAUUCUCCUGUCAGGCUACACAGCUAUGGUCAUAUACAAAAUGUCUCAGUCAAUAACCAUAUUGCCCAUUGAUGAUGUUUACAUGGGGAUGUGCCUGCAAAAGGCUGGUCUUGGCGUCAAGUCCCACAUCGGUGUUCACUGUGAAGGACUGCACAUCCCUUCUAAAAGGCUUGAUGCCCAUGACCCUUGUAUUUACAAGGAAAUUAUUUUGGUACACAGAUUUGUAGUACAUCAGAUUUACAUCAUGUGGCAUGCAGUACGUGACCCUAUCCUGAAAUGUGUCGGAAAGACUUUGACACUUUAGACGUGUUGAUUUCCCAGGCGUCUAGGAUUGAGG